AAAACCACACAUUUGAUUUAAGCAUUCCCUUAGCUUCUCAAGCAGCAAAAGAAUGGAUUCUCUCAAAUCUACCCCAACGAUCUUUUUCUUAUUUGCAUUUGUGACCCUAAACUUUGCGAUUGUGUCCAAAGCGGCCACAUUCGAGGUGAGAAACAAUUGCCAGCAGCCAGUGUGGGCAGCCUCGUCAGCACCGGGCAAGCCGGCCAGUGGGAGGCGUCUAGGCCAGGGCGAGACGUGGACCGUGACGGCUGAUCCAGGCACCACCCAAGGUCGCAUUUGGGGUCGGACCAAUUGUAAUUUCGACGGCUCUGGUCGAGGUAGUUGCGAGACCGGUGACUGCAACGGGGCUCUCGAGUGCACGUCUUAUGGGCAAGCACCCAACACUCUGGCUGAGUACACCAUUGGUGGAUUCGCCAAUCAAGAUUUCAUCGAUAUCUCCGUGAUCGAUGGGUUUAAUCUCCCCAUGGAGUUCAGCUCAAAUUCUCCACAGUGCAGCCGAGUCAUCAGGUGCGUAGGAAAUAUUAUUGGAGAAUGCCCUGCACAGUUAAGGAUGAACAACGCAUGUAAUGGGCCAUGUCCGGUGUUGAAGACAGAAGAGCAUUGUUGCAACUCGGGCAACUGUCAGCCCACCGAUCUCUCUCGGUUCUUCAAACAACGUUGUCCCGAUGCCUACAGCUAUCCCAAGGACGAUCCAACCAGCCUCUUCACGUGCCCUACCGGAACCAAUUACAAAGUCAUUUUCUGCCCAUGAACUUAUAUAUAAAUCAUUAUAAAUACAAUAAUGUGUGAAACAUGUGGUGACUAUAAUAGUGAUUUUGGUCACAUUAUGUGUGUAAUCCUGAAUAAAUAAUGCUCCUCAACGAUGUAGUCACGAGUUCCUAUAUCGUCUAAAUGAAGAAGAAUAUUUUCAGUGUUAAUUA
Molecule: messenger RNA, 920 nt
Organism: Tarenaya hassleriana
Lineage: Eukaryota; Viridiplantae; Streptophyta; Magnoliopsida; Brassicales; Cleomaceae
Product: pathogenesis-related protein R major form-like
Exons: 2
Coding region: 53-751 (232 amino acids)
Biological process (GO): defense response
Cellular component (GO): extracellular region
Source: RefSeq, a predicted model, not a curated record